UUUGAGUAAUCAAUGGCAUACGUGUUCCCACUCUCUAUAUAUACGUGUGCCAAAUGUCAGAUUUCACACAACUUGAAGAAGAACAUCAGUGUUUGUAUCACCAAACCAAUCUCUAACCACCUUGCUCUGCUUCUAUCCCCUGCUUCUCUGGGAAGUUACUUUCACACACUUUUUGUAUCAACAUUUCCCCUGUUUUUGAACCCUGUAUUCCUCUGUUUCAUAUCAUACCUUCCUCUGUUUUCAGCUUCCUCUGUUUUCAGCCCAAAACAGAGCAUCAGUUUCUGUUUAUCAUCAUCAACUCAUCAUUCAUUGAGGAUGGCUGUUAAGACAAUUGAAUUGCUGAAAGGAAGUGCAUCAAUUGAAGAGAUAAUUGAGGUUCUGACAACAGUGGCUUCGGAUUUGGGGGAUGAUGUGGUCGAUGAUUUGAGCACUUUGCAGGUGAUUCCAUUGAAAGGUGCAAUGACCAAUGAGGUUUUCCAGGUAAAUUGGCCAACAAAAAAUGGUGAUGAUCUGAGAAAGGUGCUGGUUCGAUUGUAUGGCGAUGGUGUUGAAAUUUUCUUCGACAGGGAGGAAGAAAUUCGAACCUUUGAGUGCGUUUCAGAACAUGGUCAGGGGCCACGCCUUCUUGGUCGGUUCACCUGUGGCAGAGUAGAGGAGUUCAUUCAUGCUAGGACUCUCUUGGCUGCUGACCUCCGCGACCCUGACAUAUCUGCUUUGAUAGCAUCUAAGAUGAGAGAGUUCCACAACCUUCAUAUGCCUGGUGCAAAGAAGGUUCAGAUUUGGGAGAGAAUGAGGAAGUGGCUUGGUGAAGCCAAAAGUUUGUGCUCCCCAAAGGAUGCAACAUUUUUUGGCUUGGAGAAUCUGGAUGAGGAAAUAAAUAGCCUUGAGAAGAAGUUAUCUGAAGGAUAUCAAGAGAUUGGUUUUUGUCACAAUGACCUGCAAUAUGGUAACAUAAUGAUGGAUGAAGAGACAAGAUCACUAACUAUAAUUGUGAGUUGUGGCUGUAAAUUAUUUACCUCUGGUUUCCCCUGUUCCAUAUUUUUUGUUCCUGUUCUAAUAUUUUUAAUGAUGCAGGAUUAUGAAUAUGCGAGUUACAAUCCUAUUGCAUAUGACCUGGCAAAUCAUUUCUGUGAAAUGGUGGCUGAUUACCACAGUGACACACCUCAUGUUCUUGACUACAGCAAAUAUCCUGGACUAGAGGAGCGUCAAAGGUUUAUCCGUAUCUACCUGAGUUCUCAAGGCAAGAAACCCAACAAUGCUAAAGUGAUCCAGUUAGUGAAUGCUGCAGAAAAAUACACGCUCGCAAACCAUCUAUUUUGGGGCUUGUGGGGACUUAUUUCUAGUUAUGUCAAUAAAAUUGACUUUGAUUACAAAGAGUAUGCAAGACAGAGGUUUCAACAAUACUGGUUGAGGAAGCCUACCUUAUUGGACACACAAAGCAUCCAACUAUGAAUUGCUAAUUUUUAACUAUCAAUAACAUCUAAAGGCAUGAUGUCCAGCCAAUAGUAUAUGUAAAUAAUAUAAUCACGAACUAUGUGUGAUGGGUUUUUGACAAUUUUAACUAAAUUUGCUUAUCAAUCCCUUUCUUUUGGGAUUAAGUUGAGUGAUUAAAUUGAGAAUCUGUAGUUAUGUUUUUGUCCUUUCAGCUUUACACAUUGAAUGAUGUCACAUAAUGUUUGAGGUUUUCUUCU
Lotus japonicus is the source of this 1691-nucleotide messenger RNA. Its product is annotated as probable choline kinase 1. Bases 13 to 1452 code for a protein of 479 amino acids. The transcript has 8 exons. Gene Ontology annotation, cellular component: cytoplasm. The record is from RefSeq and is a predicted model, not a curated record. Gene Ontology annotation, molecular function: ethanolamine kinase activity; choline kinase activity. Lineage: Eukaryota; Viridiplantae; Streptophyta; Magnoliopsida; Fabales; Fabaceae. Gene Ontology annotation, biological process: phosphatidylcholine biosynthetic process; phosphatidylethanolamine biosynthetic process.